GCGGCUCCGCGCUCCCGGGCUCGGCCCCCGGGGCUCGGCGCCCGCAGCAGCUGCGCCGCAAGCUGCCGUCCGGUCGCGCCGAGGAGCGGAAUUAAUGGAGAGCAGACAAGACAUUACAAGCCAAGAAGAACUUUGGACAAUGAAGCCUAGGAGAAACCUAGAAGAGGAUGAUUAUUUGGAUAAGGACUCAGGAGACACCAGAGUGCUGAAAAGACCUGUGCUUUUGCACAUGCAUCAAACAACCCACUUUGAUGAAUUUGAUUGUCCUGCCGAGCUUAAGCACAAACAAGAACUCUUUCCAAUGUGGCGCUGGCCAGUUAAAAUUGCUGCUGUCAUCUCAUCUCUGACUUUUCUUUACACUCUUCUGAGGGAAAUAAUUCACCCUUUUGUAACUUCCCACCAACAGUAUUUUUACAAAAUUCCAAUCCUGGUCAUCAACAAAGUCUUGCCAAUGGUUUCCAUCACCCUCUUGGCACUAGUUUAUUUGCCAGGCGUGAUAGCAGCUGUUGUACAGCUUCAUAAUGGAACCAAAUAUAAGAAAUUUCCACAUUGGUUGGAUAGAUGGAUGUUAACAAGAAAACAAUUUGGGCUUCUCAGUUUCUUUUUUGCUGUCCUGCAUGCAAUUUACAGUUUAUCCUAUCCAAUGAGGCGAUCCUACAGAUACAAGUUGCUAAACUGGGCAUAUCAACAGGUCCAACAAAAUAAAGAAGAUGCCUGGAUUGAGCAUGAUGUUUGGAGAAUGGAAAUUUAUGUGUCUCUGGGCAUUGUGACUCUUGCAAUUCUGGCUCUGUUAGCUGUGACAUCUAUUCCAUCUGUGAGCGACUCUUUGACAUGGAGAGAAUUUCACUAUAUUCAGAGCAAGCUAGGAAUGGUUUCCCUUCUAUUGGGCACAAUACAUGCAUUGAUCUUUGCCUGGAAUAAAUGGGUAGAUAUAAAACAAUUUGUAUGGUAUACACCUCCAACUUUUAUGAUAGCUGUUUUCCUUCCAAUCGUUGUCCUGAUAUGUAAAGCCAUACUCUUCCUGCCGUGCUUGAGGAAGAAGAUACUGAAGAUUAGGCAUGGUUGGGAAGACGUCACCAAAAUUAAUAAAACUGAGAUGUCUUCCCAGUUGUAGAAUUACUGUUUACACACAUUUUUGUUCCUUAUUGAUUACUAUAAACAUUUCAGAUUUGUAUUUGUUUAAUAAAAUGACCACUUGAGGGUCUUAAUGUAUCUCUUAA
Molecule: messenger RNA, 1220 nt
Organism: Canis lupus familiaris (dog)
Lineage: Eukaryota; Metazoa; Chordata; Mammalia; Carnivora; Canidae
Gene: STEAP1
Product: STEAP family member 1
Exons: 5
Coding region: 95-1114 (339 amino acids)
Cellular component (GO): endosome; plasma membrane
Source: RefSeq, a predicted model, not a curated record